UUGCCGUCACCUGCUAUGAUCAGAGCAACAACCCUGCUGACAUCCUCAUCAUCAAACUCCAUCUCAUCGCCCCCACCACUCCUCUCAGUAGGAACUUCUGAUCAUAGGCUUUUUGCUCCCCCUCAGCAUAUCCAUCAUGAUGCCUUACAGCAUUCCCACCACACCUACCACCACUAGUGCAAGGCACGACCAAUGCUUCCACCUCCAUUACUUCUGCAACACACUCCAAAUGUUGAGUCUCCUCACAAAACUCCUCCUCAUGGCUAAUACUAUCGGUCUGUAUAGCACUGGGAGGUAGCAAAGACAGAGAAAAUGGAACAGACCUUCUAGGACUGACAUUUCCACCAUGCUAUGUAACUGUAGAUGAUAAGGAAUCCCCUGACACCUGGCUCAUCAUGACGGUCUGGGCCAGAUGGAGAAGAAAAAUGAAAGGGACCAAUUCCAAUCAGAGAAGACGUCAACUGAUAUAACUGAUCAUCCAGCAAGCCAAGAGUCUAGACUAAAGAAGGUUCAAGGGUCAAGGAAAACAGAACAUAAAUUUCACAAGAACAAGCAUCCGUUCCGGAACCCCUUCUGUAAGAAUUAAGAUGUUGCCACUCACCAGUCAGAUUCCUGACCUGAAUGCUACAAUCCCAUAUUAUAAUGUAUCCUGCAGCAUUGAUGAUUUCCGUAACAAGGUUUACUCUACUGCCUACUCAAUGUUUACAGUAUUUGGUCUUAUCGGUAAUAUCUUUGCUUUAGUUGUCCUGAUAAAGACCUACAGCCAGAGAACAGCUUUCCACAUCUACAUGCUCAACCUUGCCAUCUCCGAUCUGCUGUUCGUCUGCACCCUUCCAUUGAGAGUGGUCUAUUACGUCAGCAAAGGACACUGGUACUUUGGAGAUUUCCUAUGUCGAAUUACUUCCUACGUCUUCUACGUGAACUUGUAUUGCAGCAUUUUCAUUUUGACGGCAAUGAGCGUCACUCGCUUUCUGGCAAUAGUGUACCCAGUUAAAAAUCUCAAACUGGUGUCUGAAAGGAGAGCAAAGUGGGCUUGUGUUGUAAUAUGGCUCUUUGUCACACUGACAAGUUCCCCGUUUCUAAUGAGUGGGUCAUAUUUAGACUCCCAAACCCAAAUGCCCAAAUGUUUCGAGCCACCGCCAUCUGCCGGUAAGAAAAAAAUGGUGCUCACUCUCAACUACAUUUCCUUCGUCAUUGGUUUCCUUAUUCCAUUUAUUGUAAUAUUGGUGUGCUACACCAUGAUCAUAAAGACUUUGCUCAAGAACCCAAUGACCAAACAGCAGUCUUCAAGAAAGAAGGCUAUUCGAAUGAUUAUCAUUGUCAUGACUGUGUUCUUCCUAAGCUUUAUGCCGUAUCAUAUCCAACGGGCAAUUCACCUUCACCAAAACAAGAACUGCAGUAAAGAGACCUUAUGGGAACAGAAGAAGGUGGUGAUAACCUUGGCCCUUGCAGCCUCCAAUUGCUGUUUUGAUCCUAUGCUUUACUUUUUCUCUGGUGAAAACUUUCGAAGGAGACUUUCGACCUUCAGGAAGCACUCUGUCACAAGUAUGGCAGUGGACAAUAAAAGAAAAAAGUCAGAUGGCCUACAUGACAGGUCUGAGAUCUUUGCUAAUUCGGAGAAGCAGGACAGUGAUGAAAGUUAGAUCCUUUCUUCAGAUUUACAUUUGAACAUCUGACCACCCCUAUGUCAAUGACGCAACAAUUGAGAUAAAUGGGGUCAUGGUGCAUGCCUAAAGAGUCAUGCGUAGCUUCAUCCAUGAGAAGACUGGAGCAUGUCCUGGCCGUGAGAAGGAACCUUCUAUGCCUCAAGCUUUUCUAGAUGCAUGCCAUAGAGUAUCCUCCUGUUGUUAAAGAACAAAAGCAUUUUCUGGUAGACUACUACCUUAAGAAUAAGCUCAAUAAGCUACAUUUGUGGAUGACGUAUGCCACUAACUUCUCCAAGAUCUUCUUCUCCAUUGGAUUAUAUUGAAGGUUUCAAAUUAAAGGGGUACUCCAGUAGAAAAAAAUAAAUUUUAAAUCGACCGGUGCCAGAAAGUUACAGUUCCAGUACUUCUCAGCUGCUGUAUGCUCCACGGGAAGUUCUUUUCUUUUUGAAUUUCUUUUCUGUCUGACCACAGUGCUCUCUGCUGACACCUAUAUCCAUGUCAGGAACUGUCUUGAGAGAGCUGGAGAGGUUGGCUAUUGGGAUUUGUUCCUGCUCUGGACAG
This is a messenger RNA of Hyla sarda, 2207 nucleotides long. It is a transcript of the gene CYSLTR1, whose product is annotated as cysteinyl leukotriene receptor 1. The record is from RefSeq and is a predicted model, not a curated record. Gene Ontology annotation, biological process: G protein-coupled receptor signaling pathway. Lineage: Eukaryota; Metazoa; Chordata; Amphibia; Anura; Hylidae. The transcript has 3 exons. Bases 588 to 1643 code for a protein of 351 amino acids. Gene Ontology annotation, cellular component: plasma membrane. Gene Ontology annotation, molecular function: leukotriene receptor activity.